Juglans regia (Persian walnut) is the source of this 721-nucleotide messenger RNA. Its product is annotated as non-specific lipid-transfer protein A-like. The record is from RefSeq and is a predicted model, not a curated record. The coding region runs from base 78 to 512 and encodes 144 amino acids. Gene Ontology annotation, molecular function: lipid binding. Gene Ontology annotation, cellular component: membrane. The transcript has 2 exons. Gene Ontology annotation, biological process: lipid transport. Lineage: Eukaryota; Viridiplantae; Streptophyta; Magnoliopsida; Fagales; Juglandaceae.
UUCACAACUAGCAAAGCAUAUCAUCGCCUAGCUAGGAAUUUGAAGCUUUUCAUAACACAAAAAUCAGUUUCCAAAUCAUGUCAACUACUACUGCAGCAGCCAUGACUCGGGUUGGCACUGUUUUAGCCAUUGUUUUUUUACUUUCUGGGAUAGCAUAUGCAGCUGCCUCGAAUACAUGUUCUAGUUAUGGAGGGAUGAGUGAAAAUGAUAAUGCAACUUCAUGCUCCGACGUUAUCACCAAGCUUACACCCUGCCUGCCUUUCGUACAAGGAAAGGAGAACAAGCCAUCCACGCAGUGUUGUGGAGGUGCUAAGGAGUUGGUUACCGCCGCCAAAUCCAAACAAGAUCGACAAACUAUAUGUGAGUGCAUUAAGGCAGCAGGAUCAUCGGCCGGCAAAAUAGACCCUUCUCGCAUUACUCAACUUGUCAAGGAUUGUGGCCUCAAAAUCGACCUCCCUCCAAUUAGCAGUCGCACAGACUGCUCUAAGGUAUCUUUCUAUCAUGAAGGGUGAUCAUAAUUAAAUCCACUAGGAGAUACACACACACACACACACACACAUAUAUAUAUAGCUAUAUUUCAAGAUCCUGCUUCCUACCAAGACUUCAUGAUCAAUCUGAUCAUGCAUGAAUCCAUGCAAGUGAUAAUAUCUAUUAAGCCAGGAAUGAAGAAAAUAAUAAUGUAUACCAUGAUCAGUUAUUUAUGAAAAAUAAUCUUUUUCAA